AUGGACAAUUUUACAAUGCAAGGCAGCUUGUCGGAUAUGAAUGGCUCGUUCCGGGAUUGGUAUGAAAACCAGUUUAAUUCCAGUUCUGGGGGAAACCCACUCUUUCUUGUACCGGAAUCGUUGCCGGAUGAACUCAAGACUUUCCUCAUCAUCAUCUAUAGUGUCAUUAUGACCGGGGCUAUCAUCGGUAAUCUUCUGGUUAUUAUCGUCAUCCUUGCCAACAAGUCAAUGAGGACGAUCACAAAUGUGUUUCUGGUGUCGUUAACUAUCAGUGACACACUGAUAGCCGGCUGGAAUAUGCCUAUACAGCUAGGAUACUACAUCCAUGACGACUGGACACUAGGCGAGGUCAUGUGCAAAUUGUCCGCCUACCUCCAGACAGUCAAUGUUCAAGCUAGUAUCUUUACUCUGACCGCUGUGGCGAUAGAACGCUAUUAUGCGAUAAGUUACCCUUUGAAGUCUCGUCACGUUCGAACUGCUACACGGGCCGGCGUUCUAUUGGUUUUCAUAUGGAUAAUCACCCUUCUAAUAUCCCUGCCAUGCUGGUGGAUACAGAGGACAGAACUGAGAAUUCUUAUGCAACUGAAGAAAAUCCCGCAGAUAAAGAAUGUGGUCGUGUGUGCCGAGAAGUACAAGAAACCUAUCUAUGACGUAGUGCACACCUAUGUAAUUCUGUUUUUGAAUUACGUAAUACCCAUGAUUAUCAUGAUGUGUGCUUAUGGUAUGAUAGCUUUCCGUCUGUGGAUACAGAAGCCAAUAGGUGACACAAGUGCGAGGCCACAGUACCUUGCGAGGAGCAAUUCCCAGAAAAAACGUAUUGUUAAAAUGCUCAUAGCUUUGGUAAUCAUAUUCGGAGUUUGCUGGCUUCCGUUUUUUGCGGCACAAGUGUGCCAUCUGUAUCAUGAUAUGAACAGGGAAUUUCGGGAGACCUUGGCAAUCGUUCAUCUAAUUGGUUACUCCAAUUCCCUGCUGAACCCUAUUGUCUAUGGAUUUAUGAAUGGUAACUUUAAGAGACACUUAAAAGCCAUGUACAUCAAAUUUCGCAAACAGUCCUCAUUUCGACUUGGUCGUAAUCCAAAUAACAUAAACAUCACGGUAGAAAGUGUUAUGUGA
Molecule: messenger RNA, 1113 nt
Organism: Ylistrum balloti
Lineage: Eukaryota; Metazoa; Mollusca; Bivalvia; Pectinida; Pectinidae
Product: QRFP-like peptide receptor
Exons: 2
Coding region: 1-1113 (370 amino acids)
Biological process (GO): G protein-coupled receptor signaling pathway
Cellular component (GO): membrane
Molecular function (GO): neuropeptide Y receptor activity
Source: RefSeq, a predicted model, not a curated record